UGAAAAUAUUGUUUUGCUGAAUUGUAUGGUUUUAGGGGCUUGUUAAUGAGAUAUAAAAGUAAAUAUUGAUAUUAUAGCAAACGUUGUUCAUAAUUCAUGUAUUUAAUCAGCAAAAAAUGAGUUCUGUAAAGAAAACUGGCGGCAAACGUCCGGCAAAGCAAAUAAGCCAUGUGUUAUGUUGUCGAGCGUGUCUCGCGACUGAAGAGAGGCUAGUCAACAUGCUUGAGCAUAAACUUGUUGGAGAGUUCUUCCGUGUUACAGGGAUUGUUGUAAGUGAGAAGGACAAGCUUCCGCUGCACUUGUGCAUUUGGUGCACUGCAUUCAUGCAGCGCUGCGCUGCGUUCAGAGCCAAGUGUCUUCGGGCCAACGAGUUGCUACUACCUUUGAAGGGAGAAUUGACUAUAGACUCCGUUCGUGCCAUGGACCGCUUAGCCAACCGACUGAUUGACCUGACUCGAACUAACAUCGAGAUUGACAGCAUAGACGGACUAGCCACGCCGCUUGCUAUAGAGCAACCUAUAGCAACUGAUAAAUUAAAAAAAGCAUUGUUUAUGGAAAUACAGACUUACAACGAAAACGAGAUAAAGAUCAAUGUUGUAAAAAAUGAUACAGAUAAUAUAAUAAAUGAAACUGAUGACGUAUUUGAUGUAGAAUACCUUGAUACGUUUGAAGAUGAUAUUUAUGAAAAUAUAGCAUCAACAAAUGAAGCCAACAGUGAUGUUAAUAAUGCAGAAAAAGUUACCAUUGAUAAGAUUGAGACAAGGAACAGAAAUGUAAAUACAUCUGUGCAAAUCAAAAGGAAGAGAUAUAAUAAUUAUACAGACAAUGAAUUUGAUAAUGCAGAUCGAAGAAGAAAGAAGUUGAGGUCCGCAGACGACGGUUUUUUGCCAACAGUGGAUUUGGAAGAAUUUAAGAUGACCUGUAACGUGGACGUUGAAAUAUUAACGCAUGAGGAGCAGAUGGCCGAGAUACAGGCUCGCCGAGACACCGAGGAGUACAAAAGCUCACGGCACCCGUGCGAGCCCUGCGGGAGGUACUUCAGGUCCUACGACACCUACAGGCACCACAAACUCAAACAUGACAGGAAAGGACAACAUAAGUGUCCGGUGUGCACGAUUCGUUUUGGCAGGAAAGGCAAACUGUGGUUGCACUACGACACGCACCGUAUCAAGUAUGUGUGCAGGGAGUGCGGGUUCGUUUCCCGGACGAGGGAUCAGGCGCGGCUGCACCACUUGUUCCACGCCGGCAAGAUAUACAGGUGCAAGUACUGCGGGAAAGAGUUCAGGAAGCAAUCCACGUACCUCGGCCACGUUCGCCUGCGCCACAAGACCCUGAACGUGGCGUGCGAAAUGUGUGGAGAGACCUUUAUCAACCAGAUGGGCCUCAGCAUGCACAAGUCGUACGAGCACGGCGUGCUAAAGCUGAGAAAAAAGUAUCGCGAAUGCAAGACCUGCUCAGUGACGUUCAUAAGCGAAGACGCCUUGAAGAAGCACCAGGAAGCCGGGGUCCAUAAAGAUGACGGGGAUCAUGCUACGAUGAGUCCGUGCGUGCAGUGCGGGGACAACUUCGAUAGUGAGGACGCACUGAAGGAACAUGCGGACGCGGAGCACCCGAGCUGCGAAGUGUGCAACUCGACAUUCCUGAACGCGGAGUCAUACGACGUGCACAUAGCCCGCAAGCAUCUCGGUAAAGGCGACUCCAAAAACGCGAAGGAAAAGGCCGCGAAUCUUCGCGCGCUGGCCCUCGGCCAGGAGCCGCCCUACCGGUACCGGUACCGGUACCCGGCGAAGCCAAUACAGAAACACAACUAUAAUCAGUGCUGCGAGCACUGUGGCAAAUUGUUUGCGAACUCCUUCCAACUCCGCAAUCAUCUGAGGAGGCACACGGGAGAGCGGCCGUUCGCCUGCGACAAUUGCCCGAAGCGCUUCGACUUGAAAGCUAAAUUAGUGAUACACAUGAAAGUGCACUCCGGGGAGAAGCCCUACAAGUGCGAGCUGUGCAACCUCCACUUCACCUUGAAAAGCAACCUAAUGCGACAUGUCCGCAUCGUGCACAUGGGUAUCCGCAAGAAUUCUGAUUGUGACAUCUGCGGUCGCGUGUUCACAACACCGUACACCAUGAAGAUGCACGUCCGCACCGUCCACAACGGCGAGCCGUGGCCUAAACGCGCUCCGAGGAAGAAACCACAGCAAUAUACUAUAGAAGAGGCUACAGAAGAGACACAAACAAGUUCACAAGAUGAACAGACGGAAGAGAUUAUAGAAGAAAUAGUAACUGAGGAAAUAUAUUGACAUCUUUUUUACCUCGUCGCCAAUUUAUAUCAAAAGUAUCCCACUUCUGAAGUCUUUGAACCGAGU
Molecule: messenger RNA, 2357 nt
Organism: Cydia fagiglandana
Lineage: Eukaryota; Metazoa; Arthropoda; Insecta; Lepidoptera; Tortricidae
Product: zinc finger protein 724-like
Exons: 12
Coding region: 117-2291 (724 amino acids)
Biological process (GO): regulation of transcription by RNA polymerase II
Cellular component (GO): nucleus
Molecular function (GO): RNA polymerase II cis-regulatory region sequence-specific DNA binding; zinc ion binding; DNA-binding transcription activator activity, RNA polymerase II-specific
Source: RefSeq, a predicted model, not a curated record